Molecule: messenger RNA, 6182 nt
Organism: Vespa velutina
Lineage: Eukaryota; Metazoa; Arthropoda; Insecta; Hymenoptera; Vespidae
Product: mitoferrin-1-like
Exons: 6
Coding region: 3112-4035 (307 amino acids)
Biological process (GO): iron import into the mitochondrion
Cellular component (GO): mitochondrial membrane
Molecular function (GO): ferrous iron transmembrane transporter activity
Source: RefSeq, a predicted model, not a curated record
UAUAUAUAUAUAUGUAUAUAUAAUCUGAAUAUGUUAAAUUUGAUUAUAAUAGUUAUAUUGUAGAAUAUCUUUUUCAAAUUUUUCAUGUAUUUAUUCCAAUUUAUAAAACAGUCACUUCCAAAAUUUAUAAUAUCAUAUUUACAAUAAUCGCUCUGAAAAUAAAGCGAGUUUUAUAUACACAAUCAAACGAUCUAUCUUUUCAUUCCUUCAAUGUACUUUGCAGUGUGUUAACAUUAUUUUGUAUAAUAUAUUUUAAGUUUGUGCUAUUAUUAAGAAAAUUUUAAAUAUGUACAUAUAAUAUAUAUCUUGCGAUAAACGUAUUAAAUAGUUUCAGAAAUGAAUGAAGCAGAAUACAACGAAAAAACGUUUUUUAAUUGUCAUUACCAUUUCUUUUGAUAAUAUUCUAUGUAAAUAAGAAAUCGUACCGCGUUCGCGUAAAAAUGAGAUGAAGUUAAAUAAAAAGAAUGGAAGGCUGAUAUUGGCAAUCGUUAUUUUCCUUGUUUUCUACAGAUGGUUUAUUUCGAUUUAUGUUAAUUUAAAAAUGAUAUUAUUUCGAACAACAGUCUCACCUAACCUUUCAUAAAUCCAUACGUAAUGCAUGAAUAAAAAUACAUGUGUACGUAUCACAUUUACUAAACCGAUAUUUAUGCUUGAUAUUAUGUUAUAAUUAGCAAUAAUUAUCAAAAAUUAUUAUUUAUAUUCGUAGCGUAGAAAUAAUUUAAAAUGAUCUUUAGGAUAUAGGAGUUAUGUGUAUGGAAGUAAUCGUAUGAUAUAUUGUAUAUACAUAAACACAGAACAAUCUCAGCAACUAUAAAUAGAGAAAGAAAGAGAGAGAGAGAGAGAGUGAGAUAACACUCGUAUUUUAUCUCUUUAGGCACGCAUACAUUGUGUCCUCGUGCUUAUAUUAUAAAUAUUUCGACGUAAAAUAAAUCGUAUCCAACGACAUAUCCAACAGCGUAUAGAAAUAUGAAAUAAAAUUUUCAACGUAAUCUUAUCAGUCGAUUGUAACGUGAAACAAUUUAUCAAGGUGCGCCACGUUUCGAUAUUUACAAUGCGGUUUCGAAGACACAAAAAUAUUAUGUAAUGUUUGAUUUUAUAGAUCAUCGACAAUAGUAGCGAAUAUUCUAAGAGAAUAUAAGAUCGAGGGUGUAAUGAACUUUAAUUUCACAUCUUUUAUAUUAUAAAAAAAAAAGAAAAUAAUUUCAAGAUUUCAAUAAAUUGAAUUUUUCAUCGCAACAUGUUACGCAAAAGAAAGAAAAGAUACGGUAAUAGUGACUAAGCAAAAAUGGAAACAACUUUCAAUAUUUCGUACAAAUGUACGAUGACAACAUAGUUUUUUUUAAAUAAAACAUAUUCUCUAUUACGCCAUUCGUUUAUCUGAUAUGAGUGAGUCAUGACAGAUUGAAUAAUAAGCGUCUUUGAUUACCGGUAGUUACAAUUGAUUACGAAAAAGAAUAAUACAUAUAUAUAUAUACGUAUGAUAUACAUACAUAAAGGAACAAGUAAGAUUCCAAUAGAGAUGAUAUAUGUAUAUAUAUAAUAAUAGUUCAAAAAAAGUGACAAAAUUAAAAAAAAUUUAAUGCAGUUAUUGACUGUAAAUAUAUGACACGGAAAGCGUCCUCUAUUCUUUCUUUGAAGGAGUUAGGAAAAAGGAGAUAUAUAAUGGACAUAUGCCCUUUUUUAAUUAAUUGCGUGUUGUUGCGUGUGUGUGUAUAUAUAUAUAUAUAUAUAUUCGUAGCUGCAAAAGAAAGAGAGAAAGGAAUAGUCCGUCUCGAUUUUAUUACUCUCUCUCCCUCUCUCCUUUUUCUUUCCCUCUCUCUUCCUACCGCUGGUAGCUCACGUGCUGCGACCACGUGGUCGAAUACGACGCAUGCGCGACACGUGCUCGCGACCUAACCUCACUAACUUAAUGAUCAACGAUCAUUCAUGAUAGUGUUAAGCAAAUUGAAGUAGGUAAAGUAGCGUUAGAUCUAUCAGAAUUUUGUGAAAAUUUUUCAUUAGAAUAAUUAGUGUUUCUUUUCUUAUCAAACGGUUUUUAAGAUUUAUUAGGAGCUUACGUUACCAUGCGACUUCGAUCCAUAGAGAGGGGAUGGUAACGUCAUAAAUUUGAGCGUUCAGGGGUAGCAGCCUUUUCGAUUCCGAUUCGGCCCUAUUAAGAUACGAUCAACGAAUGCGAAUGCACGAGUCGAUUAUUUAAUGUACCGACAAUUUUAUACGACUUGUUAGUUUUUUUUUUUUUUUACGGAAACGAUAAUGAUAAAGUCGACGAUAAAAAGGAUACGAAAUAACGCGCGAAAAGUGUUCACGAUUUCCAAGGUUUAAAUAGUCUCUUGGUGUGUUACACACAGUGUUACUAUGGAAAACUUAGUUAUUCAUUCCUCGUCGUAACUCAUAGAGCGAGCGAGAACGAGAGCGGAUAAGAAAGAAUAGUGUAUUUGUAUGUGUGAGAGAGAGAGAGAGAGAGAAAGAGAGAGAGAGAGAGAGAGAGAGAGAGAGCAGGAGAGAGAGUAGAGAGAGGAGAGAGAGAGAGAGAAGGAAAGAGACAGAAAAAGAGAGUUAGUUCAGUGGUUAGUGCGGUAAUACCGCGGCACGACCGAAAAGGUCAGAAAAAGCCAUCGCGGCUUGAUAUUUGCAUUUUAAAGAUAUGAAUAUUGAAGAUUACGAGAGUUUGCCCACUACAUCGGUGGGUGUUAAUAUGACGGCCGGUGCUUUUGCUGGAAUCAUGGAACAUUGUAUAAUGUAUCCAGUUGACAGUGUCAAGCUUUCGAUACUUGUCAUGUGGGAAGAUUAAUAAAGACGAGAAUUUUUAGAAAACUUUUUAUUAUACCCAAAUAUUUAUCAUCAUUAUAAUUGUCUUUCAAUCGGAAAUGAUCGUAAUAAAGAUCAUGAUUGUACAUGUGUUUCUUUUUAACAUUUUCCUCCAUGUUUUCUUGGAACGUGAUUUUAAUGUUUCAACGUUAUCAUUAUUUAAAUAUGAUAAAAUGUUUGUAGAGAGUGCUUCAAACUCUGUCGUUAUAACUUUGUAUAUCGUAAAAAUAUAUUUUCAUAAAGAAAGAUAUUAGUAAAAUGUAUGCUUUGUGACUUGAAUUACUCUUAUAAUACCUAUUGUGUAUGAUAUUAUGUAAGACAAGAAUGCAGUCACUGAUACCAGGCCCAGGUGGGGGAGGAGGAGUAGGAAAUGUACUCCUUCGAAUGAUGCGUCAAGAGGGUUUGUUAAGGCCAUUUCGAGGCAUGGGAGCAAUGGUUGCCGGAGCUGGACCAGCACAUGCUUUAUAUUUUUCUUGCUAUGAAUUUUUGAAAGAUAAAUUUAUGAGCUCAAAGCCACACUCACAAUUUAAUCAUUUGGUCUAUGGUGCAGCUGGCUGUGUGUCAACGAUCCUUCAUGAUGGUGUUAUGAAUCCAGCAGAAGUGAUUAAACAACGGUUGCAAAUGUAUAAUUCUCCUUAUAGAAAUGUUAUCAGCUGCAUAAAACUUAUAUAUAAACGAGAAGGUGUAUAUGCGUUUUACAGAAGUUAUACAACUCAGCUUGCUAUGAAUGUGCCUUUCCAAAGCAUUCAUUUUAUUGCUUACGAAUUUGUACAAUCUAUGACAAAUCCAGAUCAUUCUUAUAGUCCGCAAGCACAUAUGAUUUCUGGUGCUUUGGCUGGAGCCAUAGCAGCUGGAUUGACGACACCAUUGGAUGUCUGCAAAACGUUAUUGAAUACACAACAGGAUGGUAUAAAAGCAAGAGGUAUGAUCGAUGCUGUUAAAAAAGUUUAUAGGUUGGGAGGUGUACGAGGAUUUUAUCGUGGGAUGAAUGCGCGUGUUCUUUAUCAAAUGCCAGCCACUGCUAUCUGUUGGACGUCAUACGAAUUUUUUAAGUAUAUAUUACGAAGCAAACAAGAAGAUGGACUUAGCAAAGAUAUGGAUGAAAAUUCUUUAAGUGGUAUAAAUCAAAAUCAACUUCCUACCUCCAGAAGUAGUACUUUCCAAGGAACAGGAUUAUACUUUCAAAAUAAUGCUCAUACAGGUGUAUUAAUAAAAGCAAGAAGUUAGGUAUGUUUUCAAAUGCAAAAACAACUGUUUAUAUUGAUAAACUGUUUAAAUAAGGCUAGAUGAGCCCAUUUUUAUAUAUUUCAAGAGUUUAUUAUUAGUAAAUAGUGUAUUAUGAAAUCACUUGUCAUCAAUGCAUUAUGUGUUUAUUAUUAUCAAUAAGGACUGAAAACUGACAUAUAAAAUAUUACUAAGUCAAAGUGGACAGGCUCUGCUAAAAGAUAAAUGAUAUUAGCGAUCUUUAUUAACUUGUAUUAACACAGACAAACAAAUUAUUCAUUAUUAUAUUAUAGCAAUUAUUAUUCACUUCUAAGUUGAAUAGAUUAAAAAUCAUAACAAAUGACUGUCCUCAAAGGUUACAUUAUUUUUUUAUCUAAAGUGGAAACUUGAUUUGGCAUUACACUUUUAAAUUACUUUGAACAAUGCAUAAAAACUUAAUAAUAUUACAUUUUAUAAUGAUAAAAUAUAUGAAAUGUCUCUAUAAAUAUUAUGUUUAUGGCUGCCAUACUAUUUGUAUAAAGGAUUAAAAAAAGAGUUUUAUUUCUUCUAUUAUUCUUCUACUGUUCAUAUGGAGUAUCAAUUCUGAAUUUUAUAUUCUUAUCCAUCGAAUAAGUUAAAUUUUUCCUCUUAUAAUAUUAUUAUAAUUUAUAUAUUUUGUAAUAUAUAUAAAUUUACCUCAUUAAUUUCAUUUGUUAUGUUUUGUUAUUUAUAAUUUAUUCAACGGCGAAUUGAUUCAAUUUAUCGUAGUGUUCGUUUUGGAAAAAAGUGUUGGCUGUUGUGUUAAAUUGAACCAUUUAGCUUAAAUUUCGUGAAAUAAGAAAUUAGAAGUAAAGUGCGUGUUUAGUAAAGAAAAAUCCCAUUUAUUAAUUUUUAGCAUAAAUGUUAGACUAUCGAGAAGCACAUACUCCACUUGAAUAGUUAAUUAAAGCAUACAUAUAAUGUAUAUGUAAGAUUGCAGCCUAUAUUGAAACAGUAAUAUAUAUAAACUUCAAUUUUAAGAAGAAAAGAAUGGAAUGCAUGGAAAGAAAUCAUGAAAAUACAUUGAUGCGUAUAAUGUUCAAAAUUUGGCAUAGAUAAGUAAAGUUAAGACGAUGUAACUUUACAUUACAAGUCUAGAGUUACAAGAAAGGUUUUCUUUUUUGGUAAAGGUAUUGUAAGAUAAUAUAAUACUUAAUUUUUAACCAGUGAUUAAAAAGAUUUUUUAAAGAGCAAAGCUGAUUGUAGUAAAAUUUGUAUUAGAAUGAACAUUUGACGGUCACAAUUAAAAGAUCUUGCAUUCAAAUUGUCAAUAAAACGCUUUGCUACAUGAAAAUAUAGACCAAGUAGGAACGUUGUAAAUUGGUUAUUUUAUAGGCGAGUGUAGAUAAGAUAACAUUAAGUAUGUACAGCAUAAAAGGACAGUAUAGGAGCAGCGGAAUUGUUAGUUGUAUAGCAUUAUAUAUGUUUCGUCUUGAUUAUCCAAGUACAAAUUAUAUGAAAUGCUCCUUAGUCAGUUGUAAUAUAAAUCAAACAGUAUAUGCAUAUAAAUCCUGAAAUAUACCGCAAUAUUGCUUCCUAUGGCUGUGAUUACUGGGUCAUUUGAUGUUGACUUUGAGAGGGAGUAAUAUCACGUGGAAACUCAUAUUUCACGCCAUACGUAUCUAUUAAUAUAGAGCACAGUACUAUUAUGCAUUGUUAUUGACCAGGUCAUUUGAUGUUGUCAAGAAAAUAUUGUCAAGUAGAGAGAAAUGAAAAUACCAUCUAGCAAUGCCGUGAUACAAAUAGAGCGCAGUAAAAAAUAUAGCAGUAUUUUUUUGUUGAUGCAUAUUUAUAGAAUAACAAGUUCUUAUUGUUUAUAUUUCAAAGUAAAAUUCAUACUUUACGUGACUGGGUUUGUAACGAGGCUCCGUUAGAAGGUAUAUAUACAUCUUCUGUUCAUUAGUAGUCAAAGUCAGUUAAAAGCAAGCUUUUAUAUCAUAUCAUUUUUUUUUGUAUUUCUUUAAGUGUUACUUAAGGAUUUUAUUUUACAGAAUAUCAUACAUGAAAAGAAAACUUGAUUUUUAAAAUUUAUUUUGUACGUGUAUCUAAAAUUAUUUGAGUGAUGCGUAUGUCAUGCACAUACGUGUAUGUGUGUAUAUACAUGAAAUAAAAUAUUUGAGCGAAUAAUGUAA